This is a messenger RNA of Caenorhabditis auriculariae, 2489 nucleotides long. NCBI's taxonomy places the organism in Eukaryota, Metazoa, Nematoda, Chromadorea, Rhabditida, Rhabditidae. The record is from the annotation of a GenBank genome assembly.
AUGGACUUCCAGUCGCUCACCUACAUCGCUUGGGCCCUUCUAUUCGUUCUUCUUUCUGUGAUUUCCGCCUUCGCCUGCAAAUAUGUGGUUUGUUGAUUGGAUUUCCGAUAGAAAGUACAAAAUGUACAGCUUGAACAUGCAUAGUUUACAAAAAAGUUUCCAGACGAUGCGAAUAAUACUGGUCAGCAUAUUCGUGUAUCCUUUCAUCUUCGCCGCCCUGUUUUUCAUUUUUCGCCAUCAUACUAUAGUAAACAGCGGCAAUGUGCACAACAUCCAACUCAAGUGAAAAAAAAAUGAUGAUUACAGAAGACGGCGUUUUUUGAGAGAUUCAAAGUUGGAGCUCAUCGUGGGUCUCACUACGGCAACAUUCCUGAGAACAGUUUAGAAGCUUUCGCGGCUGUGAGUUGAGAAAUACCCUUUAACAUUGGAUGAUCACAAGCUCUAGGCAAAAAUGGAAGGAGCCCAAUUAGUAGAAAUGGAUCUUCAGACGACGUCCGACGGUGUCGCCGUCAUCUGCCACGAUCCGAACACAUGUAUGAUUUUCUUAAAAGUAUCUGUUUUUCGAGAAAUCAAACUUCCCAACCAAAGAGGUCGUUCUACUCGAAGUUUCAAAGUUUUUCAAAAAUGACGGAGAAAAAAACUUCGAAUGAAUGGAUGGAGUCCUGAAAGCCCCAUUUUUAUUUAGACUUCUAAAAAAAACAUCGCCAAUCUUGAUAGCUUGUAAGAAUUUAGAACUUCCCGGCUUUUUUUGAUUUAGGAUGGUUACAUUCUCCUUUUUUUGAUGUAUCAAAAAAAAUAAUUUCUCUAUCAAAAAUUUGAAUUAGAUGUAGAUUUCACCUGCUUCGAAGACUAAAAUAACUUCAUUUUUUAAAUAUUUUUUUGCACGAUUCGCAUAGACAAAGAGGAAAUUCACACACUUGUAUAUAGUGGGAAAUUCGCUCCGAAUAAUUCUAGAUUUGCUAUAUUUUUUGGUGUUAAGUUUUUUUUUUCAAACGUUAUAAUAUCGAAAACACUGAAUUGGACUCAUUCUUGAAAAAAAAAACAUGAAUGAACCUUUCAGUAGCCGUAACUGGUGUUGACCGAGAAAUCUCUAAAAUGACUCUGGCCGAGUUCAAACAGCUUCGAUUCACCUUAAACAACGGGUAAUUUUGUCCAUCGUUUUUUUUUCUGUAAUAGGUAAUUAACUUGCUCUAGAAGCCUACCAACGUUUGAAGAAGCCGUCGAAUGGUGCGUCCAAAACGAUAUGAUGAUGUUGUGGGACAUCAAGGACGUCACCGACAAUGUCGGCCAAGAUUUUUCUGAAAAAAAUGACAGUUUUAUGGUUCAGAUGACCUCGACUUUUUCGAAGUUGAUCCAGAUAAACAAUUUGUACGGCAAAGUGAUUGUGAGCGGUUUCAACCCGAUCGACAUCUACAAAGUGAAAAGUCGUGACCCCAACAUUUUGACUGGUAGUUUCUAUUUUUUCUAUUUUCUACUGAAAGAAAAACCCAUGAAAUUAAAUUUUAGACUGACAGACGUCUUCAGAAACGAAGUUUGAGAGUGAGUUUUCCAGGAUUCACUUACCGGAGCAGCGAACUGAGUACUGUGGACGAAGAUGGCGUGAAACCAAGGUUUCAAGGAAUACUCCACGUCAUCGCUCUUAUGGUCGACAAUGUCCUGACCGCUCUUGUCAAGUUCAACCUUUCGAGAAAGAGAAAAUGCGAAGAAGGUUUUCAGAUCAUUUGCGAUGCCCACGUUCCUCGGCGCAGACAUGCUCCUUUUUCAUUGCAAUGACGUCAGCAGGUUUGUUUUUUUCAUCUGUCUAGUUAUUUUCGAAAAUUGGAAUUUAACUUUACUCGUAUCUAUUUGUUUUGGAAAAAUAUGUUCCUGAAGCUUUCGUCUGAUUUUCAAGUUUCAUAAUUUCCAAAGCUUUUUGAGGAGUUGAAAAACAUGUUUUCUUUUCCUUUUUCUUCCCCCUUCAUUUCUCAGUUUUUUUUUCCUUUUCCUUUCCAAUUUUCCAAACUUUAUUGAUUUAAAACUGCGCCUAGGUGUAAUAGCUUAAAAACUUUUUAUAUCUUUUUGAUUUAAAGCAAGAGGGUAAAAUGCUGACGAUGGGUCACCCUCUAAGCCGUCCAUUUUUGGGACCCGCUGCGCGAUAUAAAAUAUUCUCAUCUUUAAAACCUUUUUCUUCUAAGAAAUUUCAGAAAUCCUGAAAACCUUGUCAUAAUAAUGUCCUCUUCAUAUUUACUUUCUCACCCUUCAUAUUGAUUAAAAACACUGAAAUGUAAGUAUCUUCAAAACUGUUAGCUUAGACCUUGGAAUGACAAAAAUUUCGCUAUUUUCUUUCCAGAUACGGCGCAAUGGAAGCAAGAAGAAACGAUAUGUACAUGGCUGCGUGGACUUCGAAUAUUCGGGAAGAGAUGGAGUUCUUUCUAAACUAUUUGCAUGUCCCUUUCCUGACCGACGACGCUCGACUGGCCGGAAGAGUCGCUAGAAAUUUAACCCCAUAG